Messenger RNA from Cannabis sativa, 2051 nucleotides. Its product is annotated as dof zinc finger protein PBF. Bases 643 to 1674 code for a protein of 343 amino acids. Gene Ontology annotation, molecular function: DNA-binding transcription factor activity; DNA binding. Gene Ontology annotation, biological process: regulation of DNA-templated transcription. The record is from RefSeq and is a predicted model, not a curated record. Lineage: Eukaryota; Viridiplantae; Streptophyta; Magnoliopsida; Rosales; Cannabaceae. The transcript has 2 exons.
GACUCAAAAUGAACAGUCGUCUAAAACAAAGUGGUGGACUGAAAGAGGCACAGAGAUAGAAAGAAAGAGAGAGAAAAAGAAAGAGAGAGAGAGUGAGAGAUGGUCAUAUGAGGUCUGACACAGCCACCACCCAUUGACAACCGCCAAGCUACCUUCUUUAAGCAGCUACAAUUAGCCGCCGACUCUGUUCUAUAAUUUUCCCCUGUUGUCCAAAUCACCCGAACCCAACCCAACCACACCUAAACCCUUCUACUAAACUUUUCUUAUUCUUCUUCAUCUUCUUCUACUGGUCAAAACUCUGAACUUUAAAGGUGGAGCUAAUAGCCUCUCUUUUUGGACAGUUAUUUUUCAGGUGGUGAGAAAACAAUAUAGAACGGGCGGCGCAUGCAGAUGCCAGUAACGAUCAAAUAUAAAAGCAUCCUUCGCCGUUUGUUUUUUCAGAUUCUGAAACCCCAAACAUCGACACGUACGAGUAGUCUCUCUUCUCAUAACCAUAUAUCGAAACGCUCCAAUUCAAUAACCUUCCUCUCUUGUUAAAAACGCUUCUCUCUAUAUUAUAUAUACCUAUACAGACAAAAACCCAUCAGCAAGAAAAACCACACGACAAUUUUGUUAUAUAUAUGUUAGGGAGAGAAAGAGGAGAUGCAAUCGGAGAAAGAUCAAGAGGCCGAGGAGAUGAUGAUGAAGCAAAAAAAUGGUAACAGUAAUGAUAACAACAAUAAUAAUAAUGGUAAUGAAAAUAACAAGGCCCCUCAGAAAUGUCCCCGGUGCGAGUCCCUGAACACCAAGUUUUGUUAUUACAACAAUUACAGUCUCUCUCAGCCUCGUUUCUUUUGCAAGACCUGUCGAAGGUACUGGACUCAAGGUGGGACCCUCCGUAACGUCCCAGUAGGAGGCGGUUGUCGUAAGGGAAAGCGAGCCAGAACCACAACCGGCUCCGCCAUCGCAGCCAACAUGGCCAGCACAUCCUCUACGACGUCCUCUUCCGAAGGUGGUGGUGAAAACUACUCUAGGCAGUUAUUAGCUCAAGCUUCAGUAUCAGGUGGAGGAGGAGGAGGAGCGGGAGAUGUACUGCCACGUCAUCAAAACCAGACGAAUAACCCACAAAGUAUAAUUGGUUCGGGUCUGAUGAUGAGGCCUGUUGAGCCGUUUGGCUCGCAGUUUUUUCAUCAGAGCUCGUACUUGCCUUCUUUUGCAGAUAUGAAUCAACAGUUGGCGGGGAUGAUCACAGCUCCUUCUUCUUCUUCUUCUGCUUCGACUUUGAGUCUUCUAGAGGGAUUCAACUUCGCUGCCUUUGGCUCACAACAACAUCAUCAGCAGCAUCAGAUUAUUCCACCCUCUCAUCAGUUUUUUGAUCCGUCUGACGAUCAUCAUCAAACAACGAUCGACCCAACAAGGAGUGUAAUAAAUUCUAACAAUCAUGACCAUCAAUACUGGCGGCCUCAACAUCAAAGCAACUUUGGAUCAGCUCAGCAUCAUCAUGUCAACAAUGAUUCCGAAACUAUUACUACUCCUACUCAUCAUCAUAAUUCCACCGUCGAUUGGACCGUUAAUGGCGCUGCCAACGUCGACAACAGUGGCGACGUCGUGCCUGCAAACGACUCAAAUCAUCACUGGCCUACUACUACUACUACUCAUCAUGAUCUUUCCGGGUCGUACGGACCUCCUCCUUGAUGAUUUGCUCUUCACUUGAUUAUUGCUCUUGUCCUCGGGAUGUGUGGUAUAGCACAUAAAUUUAAUUUUACAAAUAUUAUUCAUAAGUAUACAGAAAGAAAACGCAUAUUGAAAUGUUAUCAUCAUGAUAAACUAUAUGUUUUUUAUUGUUUUAUUGUUUUUUUUCUGUUCCUACUUCUAGUAGUGUAAAUACUUUAAAUGCCUUUUUUUUUUUUUGUGGUUAGGGAUAUAAAAUGUGACUUUUAUGAAAACAUCAUAUAGCUAUAAGUACAUAGUGUUUUGUGGUGUGGUGUGGUGUGGGUAUAUAUAUACAUGUAUCUUUUUAUUACUGUAAAGGUGAAGAAAAGAAUAUGGAUAUGGAGAGGCUAUAUUGAUCA